This is a messenger RNA of Letharia lupina, 774 nucleotides long. RefSeq lists its product as uncharacterized. The coding region runs from base 1 to 774 and encodes 257 amino acids. The record is from RefSeq and is a predicted model, not a curated record. Gene Ontology annotation, molecular function: protein binding. The transcript is spliced from 2 exons. Lineage: Eukaryota; Fungi; Ascomycota; Lecanoromycetes; Lecanorales; Parmeliaceae.
AUGGGGGAUUCCUUGGCUCGUAUCCAGACCAUUGACGUAGACGAAGGCCUCUUCCCCAUUCGACCCGACCUUGGGAACACAAGCAUCCAGGAGAGCGUUCAGUUGUGGGCAAACUACUUUGUGAUGGAAUUGCACAAGCGGGAUCUGGUUCUCUACCUCUAUGACAUGGCUUUCGAGGCUUUUCCUCCGAACGGGUCUGAUCAAACAGACAAAGAGAUAAGCGUUCCCGAGGGAAAUAAGCUGGUGCAGGUCAUUCGAUGCGCGUUGAACCUUUCAACCUUCAACGAAAUCAAAUUCGACAUUGCCACAGAUUCUAGAACCAACAACCUCAACAGAUUCCCGCUACAGAGUCCCAGGGAUACCCCGAGUUAUCUGCAAGGCGUCCGAGGCUUCUUCGCCAGUGUUCGAGCUACCACGGGCAGCACAUUGGUCAACUGUAACGCUUGUUGUGGCGCUUUCUACAAAUCCGGACCUCUCGAGCACCUUUUCGCCGUGUUCAUCCCCUCUAAUCGGAGUCCCUCUCCAGAGCACUUUAAGUGGCUUGAGAAAGCCAUUCAAGGUCUGCGAGUUGAAUUCAACCACCUGAAAGACGACAAGGGCAACCAAGUGGGGUCGCUCCUGACCAUCUUUGGGCUUGCACGCCCUUAUGGUGGGCUCAAGGAUGUCGAACUCUAUCACAAGGAAGACGAACAGGCUUACACCGUCGCGACCUACUGGGCGAAAAAAGGCACUUCUCUCCCGACAUCGGCUUUUGAAGUUUCUGACAUUUUAUAG